AUGGGCUCUUCUGUCAAGGUCGGGAGCUGCCUGGUUGCCGGCUUGCUGCGGGACCAAGUGGCCAUCGUCACUGGCGGGGCCACCGGCAUCGGAAAGGCCAUCGCGAGGGAGCUCCUGCACCUGGGGAGUAAUGUGGUCAUUGCAUCCCGAAAGCUUGAUAGAUUAAAAUCUGCUGCAGAGGAACUAAGGGUUGGCCUGCCUCCCACCAGCCAGGCUCAAGUCACUCCCAUGCAGUGCAAUAUCCGGAAAGAAGAGGAGGUGAAUAAUUUGGUCAUGUCUACCUUGGGUAUUUAUGGUAAGAUUGACCUCUUGGUGAACAAUGGAGGAGGCCAGUUCAUGUCUCCUGCUGAACAUAUCAGUGCUAAGGGGUGGCAUGCUGUGAUCGAAACCAACCUGACGGGCACCUUCUACAUGUGCAAAGCAGUUUAUAACUCCUGGAUGAAAGAGCAUGGAGGAUCUAUUGUUAAUAUUAUCGUGCUUACUAAAAAUGGAUUUCCAGGAGCUGUUCAUAGCGGAGCUGCAAGAGAAGGUGUUUACAACCUCACCAAAACAUUAGCGCUGGAAUGGGCCAGCAGUGGAGUGAGGAUUAACUGUGUUGCCCCUGGAACAAUUUAUUCCCCGACUGCUUAUGACAACUACAGGGCUUUGGGACAAGACUUAUUUGAAGAGUACUUUCACAAAAUCCCAGCUAAACGACUUGGAGUUCCUGAGGAGAUUUCCUCCUUGGUGUGCUUCCUGCUGUCUCCUGCAGCCUCCUUUAUCACUGGGCAGCUGGUAAAUGUGGAUGGGGGUCAGUCUCUGUACACUCACAUGUGGGAGAUACCAGAUCAUGACAACUGGCCUGAGGGAUCAGGGGACCUUUCUGUUGUCAAAAGGAUGAAGGAGUCUGCUAAGCUUAAAGCUAAGCUUUAAGCUGAGGGAACACAGAGCAGUUCUCUGUCCCCACGUGCCUUAACAACUUGAGAAUGCACUUCUGUACUUUUUAAGGGUUUAUAAUUUGUAUGGAAAAAAAUCAUUUCUGCUUUUUUAAUGUUGUUAAUUACAUCUAUGCAAAAACUACUCCUGACA
This is a messenger RNA of Galeopterus variegatus (Sunda flying lemur), 1068 nucleotides long. It is a transcript of the gene PECR, whose product is annotated as peroxisomal trans-2-enoyl-CoA reductase. Gene Ontology annotation, molecular function: trans-2-enoyl-CoA reductase (NADPH) activity. Gene Ontology annotation, biological process: phytol metabolic process. Gene Ontology annotation, cellular component: peroxisome. The coding region runs from base 1 to 912 and encodes 303 amino acids. NCBI's taxonomy places the organism in Eukaryota, Metazoa, Chordata, Mammalia, Dermoptera, Cynocephalidae. The transcript has 8 exons. The record is from RefSeq and is a predicted model, not a curated record.